UGAAGCAGCUAGAUACUCGAUUCAGUCUGUCAAACUCCGGUCCUCCGGUUUCCCCCAACUACUAAAAACAUGCAGUUAUUAGGUGAACAGAAGCUGAUAUCCCGGUUGAAUCCACACCAUUGUAUAUCCUCACAGGCAGCAGCGAUGCCCAGAAAAAAGACCAAAUCAAAGAAGCAUAAGAAAGAACGAAAGAAACACAGAUCGUCAACAUCCUCCAGUGAGGAUCAGGGAAAGGAGGACAGAGAGAGACACAGAGGCAGUCGCAGAGACAAAAAGCAUGUGAGCAGCAAAAGCACUGACUCUCCACGAUCACUGAGUGAAACCGGUGCAAAAAGUGGGAUGUACAAAAAAUCAGAUGGAGAAAGACUGAAGGCGAAAUCGGAAGUAAACAAAGACUCUCAUGGCCGCGAGCACAGGGCAUUGCACAGCUCAGUGAAGCACUCUUCCUCACGACAUACUACAUCUACCUCAACAAAGAGCUCCAGCAGCCAGAUUCCUGAAGCCGCAACCAAAGAGCAGCAUGAGUGGGGGAAGAACCUGGGUAAGAGGAGGUCUUCUUCAGAGGAGCCCGGAAAGAGAGCAGCUGAGGCUGAGGAGAAGAGGAAGAAGCUCAUGAAAAGAAGGACAUCAAAAGAGGACGAUUACCCAGUGCCCAAGCGAAGAUCCAACAAAGAACAGGCCGAUGUUGACAGGCGAGAGAGAAAGGAGUUAGUGGAGAGGGAGUACAGGAAGUCAAAUGAGGAGCGUAUCUCAGAAUGGAAACACAGCCGCCAUGAGAAAAGUCAGAGCCAACACUCGUCUAAAGAGUCUAAACAUCGAGCACCUGCGGUUACACAAAAUGUCAGACUGAAAGUGCAGGGUAAGGGACACUCUGAGUCCAUCUAUCCCCCUACCUCCAGAGAAGAGCCGUCAUCAUCUGCUCCUUCGCUUCCAAUCACUUUCAAGAUCCCAAAGAAGUCUAGUGUUGUGAAGGCACAGACAAACACAGCCUGUUGGGAAACUGUUAAAAAGUCUCCCAUCACCAGUAAGUGUUCUCCUAAAACCACAGACUCUCCAUCUAUGAAGGUUAUCCCUGAACAAACUAGACCAAGGACUACAGAGGUUCCUUCUCCAGUUCCUUCCUGUUCUCCUCCUGUCCAGCUAGUGCAGUCGAGUAGAACGAAUGAGACGAGUACCUCAAGCAGCAGUAAUGCUUUAGUAGAACAUGCUAGUUUUUGUGAUGUUUCUACUGACUGCACAGAAACCACUGACGAUGAUUAUGAGAUGCAGAUAGUUGAAGAGUUACACCUGGCCCGCUCUAGCAGACAGCUGCAUGUGAAUGUGGAGAAGAGUUACGGAGAGCUGACCAGCAUGGACGUAGACCCGGCAGACGAGAGCGCCACCAUUGCACUCAGUCAGAAGCAGCAGCAGGACCUCCUCGUUGUGCUCGACACCAAUGUUCUCCUCAGCCACCUGGACUUUGUGAAGAGGAUUAGAUCCCAUGGGCUUGGAGCUCUGGGAUUCCCGACGCUGCUGGUUCCCUGGGUGGUUUUACAGGAGCUGGACUCGCUGAAAAGCGGGAAACUGUCAAAGAAUGUGGAAAGCAAAGCGCGGCCGGCUGUCGACUACAUCUACACCUCCCUGAAGAACCAGGAGCCGCGUCUCUGGGGCCAGUCCAUGCAGCAAAUGUCUCAAGCUGCCUGCGGGCUGAACUCUGUGAAUAAUGAUGAUCGAGUGCUGCAGUGCUGUCUGCAGUACAAGGCGUUGUAUCCAGAGGGCACUAUCAUGCUGUGCACUAAUGAUAAGAACCUGUGCAGUAAAGCUCUGCUGAGUGGAGUCAAGGCCCUGAGUAAAGCCGAUCUACAGGAGCAGGCAGAAGUAACCCCUGAGCACUUUCAUCAACGCUAUGGCCAGACUGCUGCUUAUCCACACGAAGCACCCGUUAAGCAACAUCAGGAAGAGAAGGCACACAGGCUGCAUGAAGAGGUGGAGACGAGCAGGAAGAAGGAGACAGAGCGAGAACUGAGCGAGUGCGUGUCCUUGCUGGAGAGCAGCCUGCAGAGCGCUCUGUCCGCCAUCCUGGAGGAAGAGAUGAAGGCUGCGUUUGGAGAGCUGUGGCUAGAGAUAGUGUACAUGAAGCCUCCAUGGAGUCUGGAUGCUUUGCUUCAGUGUUUCCGGAAGCACUGGAUCGCUGUGUUUGGAGUCAUUAUCAGAAGAAGUCUGAUCAGUUGCGUGGAGACGCUCAGCAGUUUCGUUCGUACAGAUGUGUCAGUGGAGCACAGUUCCGUUCUGAACGCAGUGUCCGUGGCCGAGGAGCUUCUUACAGCGCUGCGCUGCAGGUCUCCAUACAGCGGCCAUGUAGACUCGGCUCUCUCCUGCCUGAAGACCUUACAGCACAGGCUGCAAGCCAAGCCUCAGAAAUCCCCAGUGGAUGACAGAGGUGGUGACACUCUGAUGGCUGAUGCAGUUCAGGAUGUAGCGCCGCCUCCACAAGCGUCUCAUCAGGAAGUGUGGGCUUUGUUCGAGAGCAUCUGGAAUAAUGUGUGCCAUGUCAGCUCGGCUGUGUUCUCAGCACUGCACUUCUCUCCAGCCUCAAUGCAGUCAGUAGAGCAGCAAUCCACGCCGCCUCCCCAGGACGCCCUCAGCUGCCUCCACAGGCUCAAUGCUGCUCUCGAGCAGCUGCUGGAGGCUUUCCAAAGGUUACUGUCUGUGGGCAGCACUGUAGAAGACGCUCAGGCUCUGCUUACCUUUAUUCAUGCUAGCGAGAUCACUACCAUGAAGCCACGCUUCACUGCCAAGGACCUGUUUGAGUGCCUGUCUCACCAGGAGUACAGGGAGAAGCUGUGUAUAGGAGGAGCGCAGCUGAUGGAACUGAGAGAGAACCUGCAUCGCUGCGCAGCCGCUGUGUGUGGUACGAAUACCUAACAUCGGCAAACAGCUUGGCUUUUUUUUUUAGAUUCUGACAAGUUUACAAAUAAACCAAACUGCACUGACAACCACGUAAUCACUUCCCGAUUGAUCUGACCCAGCCAGGUGCUUAUUAUUCAGCUGGUUAAAACUGUAAUUAAAUAUUUACAUGACUCUAUAUGAGAUCCGAACCAAAACCUAAUGAUCUGCCUUCCGCCACUAAGUGUGUGAGUGUUUUGUAGCUAAAGGGGUUAGGUGAGGUUAAGCAUUUAACCUGUUGUAAGUGUGUUUCUGGUUACGUUUAUGUAUUUGAGGACCAGAUCUUAGAACAGUGUUAAAUCUGAUUUCUGUCCCUAAUAUGGCUGCUAUUAGUUCUGUAUGAGUUAGCAAAUUGCAGAAAAUUGGUUUCCCAUUUUAGAUAUUGUGUUUGUAGCCGAAACACCCGCAAGACUGUUUUCACUCUUUUUUUUUUUCUGUAUAUGACCAUGCUGCUGUGAACGCAGGAUAUUUUUACAUUUUUGCCAACAGUUGCUGUAGGUAUGGACUGGGAAACUACCUCAAAAUAAAAAAAGUGCUGAAUGCAGCCAUGAGCCUUAAAAGCCUUAAUAUUUAUAAAACAGUCAUCAUAAUAGUAAUUAAUAAAAUCUAGUGGGGAACAUUCAUUCAUUCAUUCAUGUUGCUUGGUGAGUUUUUUUAUUUAUUUAUUGUUAGCAUUUUGCCUUUAAACGUGAUAGACAGGAGGCAUUUAAACAACAUGGGGUCAAAUGUGUCAUAGACAUUUGAAGCACCUAUUAAUUAAUUACACAUUAUUUGUUGAACUAUAUUUCAUCUGCCUUUUAUGUUGAUGCUUCUCUUCUUUGUUUCACUGCAUUUGCAUUUGAACAAUGUUAAAUCUGAUUUCUGCUUCUUUAAGCUUCUGUCUGAUCAUCAGAAGGAUCAGAUUUACACAAAAUGUAAACUGAGAUGUACUUUUUUUUUUUUUGCACUGUUAAACCUCUUUUGUAUUUUUGAAUUUUGUUUUAUAAGACAUUUUAUAUUCAUUUAAAAAAAAAUGCUGUCAGUAAAUAUAUAUUUAUUUCUGCUUUAAAUAAGAGUCAUUUGUGUCAUGUUAUGUCAUGUCAUGUUAGGACGUUAUUACUGCUGGUGAUUGAAUCAGAGACAGCACUGCUAGCUCUGAAAGGAUCAGGAUGGGUGAUGGAAUCUCGCCGAGAUUCCACUGACUCUCAUUAACAUAGGUAAGAUCUCUGACGCAGCUGCGAGAUGAGGUCAUGACAGGAUUUGGCUUUCUCGACGUGAUGUAGUCAGAUCACACUCAGAGCAAGAGUCAGGCAGUGAAAGAACUUGGAUAGUAAUAUUUAUAAUGUAAAUAACGUGAGACUCGUUUUCAGAUGAUAGGAUUCUUUGGGUUUAUCGUGUAAAUUCAGAAAUUAGAAACUAUAUUAAAAAUACAGAAAAAGUCAGGGGUAAACCUGACUUACUGGGAGCCUUAAUCUCUUAAUUAAUUUGAUUAUUAUUAAUUAAUUAAUUUAAUUCAUAUGCAUACAGUGCCCUCCAGAAUUAUUCAUGAAAAUAUGCAAAAAUUAAUAGAUAUAAAUUGCAUGGCAUACCAUAAGUGAUAUUUAAGCUCAAUUUUUUCAA
This is a messenger RNA of Pangasianodon hypophthalmus (striped catfish), 4524 nucleotides long. It is a transcript of the gene swt1, whose product is annotated as SWT1 RNA endoribonuclease homolog. Gene Ontology annotation, cellular component: nucleus. The record is from RefSeq and is a predicted model, not a curated record. NCBI's taxonomy places the organism in Eukaryota, Metazoa, Chordata, Actinopteri, Siluriformes, Pangasiidae. Bases 70 to 2904 code for a protein of 944 amino acids. The transcript is spliced from 19 exons.